GUCCUUAUCCACAUCAUAGUCCAAUUUUCCGUUCUCACUUCGCAUCUUCUUCUUUCCAUCCAGUCUCUCUAUAUAUACAUUUCACGUUUAAUCGCAUAUAUAAAACAUCUUCUCUGCGAAGAAUUUGGGAUAUUAUUUGUUGCAGAAACAUCGUUGGAAGGGUUUUUACUAAGAAUCUUUCGAUCCUUGGUUUUGUGGACAUCAAUUCUUGAUUCAGUUUCUCAUCUUUGAAAUCCAAUUCCUCCUUGCUCAAUAACAUACAUUUUUAUUUACACAAUUUAUUCGAUUAGAUAGUCGUUCAUAAUUUUAUACACAUUAGAGAUAGAUAAGAAGAAAGGUAUUUAUACAGAGGGUUUAGAGAUAUACACCCAUUGAUUAGAUUAUUAGUUAUUUUUAGGUUUUAUAAGAGAAGAGGGAUGUUGGGGGCAGGAUUGCAGUUUAACAGGAGUAGAAAUGGAGAGGGUCAGUUUUAUAGCGCCGCCAGGGCUCGCCGGAGCCAAGAUCAUUUGCGGAGAUCUCAAAACAGGAGUCAAGCCGAUGUGACGCCGGAGAAAACCAAGGGGGUUGCUGCCUCGCCAAUGUUUGAACCGGCGUCCUCGUGUAAUCUGGAACGGUUCCUGGAGUCAAUAACACCCUCGGUGCCGGCUCAACGAUUAUCAAAGACAGCAUUGAAGGAAUGGAGAACUAGCAAUGAGAAUUGUCAACCGUACUUUGUGCUAGCCGAUUUGUGGGAGUCAUUCAAGGAAUGGAGUGUAUAUGAUGCAGGAGUGCGAUUGAUAAUGAAUGACAGUGACCUUGUGGUCCAAUAUUAUGUUCCCUAUUUAUCGGGUAUACAAUUGUAUGUUGACCCUUCAAGGAGUAUGGAAAAUUCAAGGUACCUUAUUUUCCUCCUAGAUUCAAUUUAGACUAUGAGUAUAACC
Molecule: messenger RNA, 920 nt
Organism: Olea europaea var. sylvestris
Lineage: Eukaryota; Viridiplantae; Streptophyta; Magnoliopsida; Lamiales; Oleaceae
Exons: 2
Coding region: 417-905 (162 amino acids)
Source: RefSeq, a predicted model, not a curated record